Molecule: messenger RNA, 3155 nt
Organism: Daphnia pulex (common water flea)
Lineage: Eukaryota; Metazoa; Arthropoda; Branchiopoda; Diplostraca; Daphniidae
Exons: 4
Coding region: 2547-3083 (178 amino acids)
Source: RefSeq, a predicted model, not a curated record
GAGAUCACCAGAGAAGAAGCAAUUUGAACGCGUUGAUUGUCGCCAUUACGAGAGAUUCAACGCAACUUUCUAUGGUUAGAUUUACGAUUAUUGCGCUAUUAUUGAAUUUUUUAAUGUUUUCCCCCCAUGUCCUUAACUAUGCCUUUCUAAUGUGAGCCUUUCCGCGCCUAGAGGCGCCAAUGCCAAGAAUGUAAUGGCUUUUCCUUUCGAUUUUGGGCGUCGUUGUUUGAGCUGCGUCGAGCUGUUUUUGACAUUAACCCCUUCCCACGCACUUCCGCGUUCCGUUUUUGCUGGGCCCCUUUUAAUUUUUAAUGACCGCCCGUCAAGUGUAGGCCUAUACAUCAGUAGCCUCAGUGGGGGUGUGUGCGCAAAUAAAUCAAAAGUGCGUCUAUCCGCGUUCGUGAUUGAAACUGUUAGGGAAAAUGGGAAACCGCACGACAAAAUAUAAGCAGCAGCGACGCUAUGUGGUCGUCAAUUGGUCCAUAAUCUGCGAGAUAGACUAUAUUGCUCAUUUGUUCCGCCGCAUCAACCGCCCAAUUUUUUCCUCCUUCUUCUUCUUCUUCUCCGGCGUUCAAUCCAGCCAAGCGGGAGACCGAAGAAGAAGAAGAAGCCAUCAAAAGAGUUAAUGAUGUCAUUGCUGGGGCUACAAAACUGGCGGGAGAGCGCGAUUGACGGCAUUCGGAUCCAACGUUGGUGGUGCUGCUGCGGUUAUGAUGGUAGUGCUAAAAAAAUGUGAGAAUCAUAACAACCAUGACUGGGAUAUUAUCUCGUCUACUCUUCUUUGGCGAGUGGAAGAAGAAGAAAGUCGGGCAUGAGGCAACAAUCCCGCGUGACGUAAAAUGUAUAGCAGCCCUUUUUUUUUAGAUCUUUCACGCUGUGCGGGAAUGAUUGAAACAUUCUGCAACAUUGAAAAUCUCAAAAAAAAGACAUGGGCGAAUUUUAGCUUUUUAAAUGCCGUGACUUGAAAACUGUCACGCUCCGUCCGGACGGCAUCAUCGUCAAAAUGGUAAUGACGUGAUUCACAUGACGACAGUUUUAUCCUCUUUUUUUGCGUGAAUGUCGCGGCCAUUAUGUGACCUCCAUUUCGAUUACAAACCGAGAGGGUUUUAUUUUGGUAUGGAGAAUGUCAUGGAGGUCUCUCAUUCGUUGCGUCACCAUCUAAACAAUGAUGAGAGUUUCCUUGUGUCAAUCUCAACAAUUCAUAAGGAGAAGAAGUCACAAAAAAGGUCUUUUUUUUAGCGUGACCGCACCCAAAAGCUAAUCUAGUCAAGGUUGAAAACUGAAGGUCCUUUUUCAUGAAGCGUUCUUUCUCGUGCACUUUAAUUCUGUACUUGUUCCUCCUUCCCGUCUCUUUUUCUUCCUUACCACUGAAUGGGCACUUAAAAUUUGCUCCAUUUCUACUCAGGAAUUAUAUUGUUGUGAUUUCUUGUGUUUCUACCUAUUAUUGCAUUAUCCUUUUUCUAAAAAUUGUGGGCGGGGCAGUUGAGUAAGAAAGUGAACAGAUUGAAAAACGAAAAGGGAAAGUACUCCCGUCGUCUAUGUAUGGCGUACAUUUAUUUUUCUUGGGGGGGAAACAAAAAUCUCUUCACUUUUACCAGCACUGACCUACUAAAAAGAAAAACAACAACCGACGAAGAAAAUGUGUGGCCUCUCUAAUUCUCUCAUUUCCAUUUGGCUUUGGAAAAAGACCAAACAUCCAUAACAUUUCGACUUCGGCAGACUAGAAUUUUCAGGUUCUUCUUAUUUAUCGGGCGAGGUUGUCGGGGGGUCCGCAUCUAUUGUGUAUCGUUACGGAGAAAACGAAUGUGAACAAAAAAAAACCGAAAGCUAUAGUACACGAUAGUAUAUAUUGUAUAGCCUAGAUAGAUAUGGCCGUAUGGGUGUGAGAGGUGGAGUGAUUGGAAUCUCAAAUUGAAACGCCUUUUCACAUCAAUUUUUUCUCUCUUUCCUUUUUCAUGCCAAAGGGGAGCAGACCAGAAAUAAUAAAAAAACCAAAAGGAAUUUCUUUCUUUCAUUUUUAAAAAAUCUAGAAUGUUCUUUUCUAUAAUAAUGCAGGAUGUAUUAUACCAUUGCACACACAAGUAUGGGGGGAGCUUGUAAAAUUUCCUUUCACUUUUAUAUCUCGGACAACUCCUUCGCCUCUGGCUGGUCUUGACGCGCCAAUUAUUGGCGCUCCCUCGUAAUCACUGAGAAUAGCAACAGAAACAAAACCAUCCGACUGCUGGCAGGGUGAAACUCUAUGGCUAUAGGGCUGUUCGACAUCUUUUUUAACAUUUGUUGCCAUCGUGGCAACGCAGCAACUCAUGUAUUUUUGUCUGCUACGAGUGACUUGUUUAUUCUGUGAAAUUUGAAAGUUUGUAUUCAGAUUAAAACAAUCACAAAAUUUUAAAUUAUCUAAUUGAUAGGUAUUCUGCAUAAUGAAUACUAAAAAAGGUUCUGUGAGUAGAUGGUGCAAAGUGUGAAAUUGCCGUAACCUGAAAAGUGCAAGUGUAAAACUGUAUAGUUUACCAAAGGAGGGUGUAAGGCGAGACUUGUGGUUGGAGAGAAUGAAUUACAUCAUCCACACCAACUUGAAAAAUAUCUAUGUGUGUUCGGAUCACUUUGUUACAGGAAAGCCGAGUGGAGAAUUCCACAAAAAACAUGUUGAUUGGGCACCCUCUAUAAAUGUGGGAUCAAAUAAGACGAAACAAUUUCUAGAUGGUGAUCAUCAAGUACGUAACAAUGUUGCUUUUGACAAGGCUGAUACACCUCCAUUGAUAGAUGUUGAAACUGCAACUGAAGAUACCUCAAACAGUUUCGAUGAAGAUGUUGCAUUAAUUGAAGAUACACUUCUAAUAAGUGAUUCUCAUCCAAUCCCAUCCUUGAACGAUGUAACAACAAGUACGGAAACUUUUGACAUGACUUCAACUGCCGAUGAUGAAACUAUCAUAACGGUUGAAACCACCUUUGAUGCAUUGCCUGCAUUAAAUAAUUCAAGUCAAUCCAUCAGGGACGUCGAAUUUACUUCCGGUGAUUCAUCACUAACAACUUCAGUUUUCGUGUUCAUCUGUUGUACCCUUACUGUAGUGUGUUUAGGUGAAUAAUUGUCAUAAUAAACCAAAAAUUUUCAAUAAAUACUUGAUGUAUUAACCUUGGUUAACAGGGGCACAAACAUA